AUGCGGCCCGCCUCUGCCAAAGGCGUCGAAGCCAGGCUCGCCGCCUUCAAGGACCUGGCGAAAGCUCGCCAGGUGCUCCCGGGCACCGUCGUUCGUCAAAGCGGGAAGUUUGGAGCCUUCGUGGAGGUUUCCCACCCCGAUGGCAGCAACGUCGUUGGCCUCGUGCCAUCUCAGGAGAAGGCAGCUGCUGCUCCGCGCUCGCUGGAACACCUACACAUCGGUCAGGAGCUGACAGGUGUGGUGAUACGGGUGCAGCCUGUGGUGCUCAUUGACGUGGGCCUGAAGAUCAGAGGCGUGCUGCCAGCUGGGAAGAUCAGCUCCCAGAAUGAUGCGGACGAGGAUCGCGUGAACCUCGGCGAUCGGGUUCAAGUAUGGGUCAGCGAGAUCCGCAACAAGAGCAGCAACAGGGAUCGUCCGACACUGAUCCUGGCGAUGGAGAAGAACAAGAUCUACAGCCUCUGGAACUCCGGGCCGGUGGCGAACUUGGAGGAUUUCCAGGGCCUCGAUGACCAGGAAUGGUACACGGGCACCCUCACCCACAAGAUGCAGGCCGGAUGGUUCGUGAGUGUUCCCUCCCCUGUGGCAAAUGGGGAGCCGCUGAGCCGCCACGGCUUGGUCUACCUUCCGGAGUGCAAGGGUGAUGCUGAGAUCGGCUCGUCUGUGAAGGUUCGAGUUCUGGGUGCGGACUUGGAGAAGGGGCAUCUAUACCUCUCAAUGCGGACCUCCCCGCCGCUGAGAGGCACCGAGGCAAAGUUGGCGCUGUACCGAGACCUCACGGACCACUGGUUGGAGGGUCGGGUGAAGAGCUUUGGCACCGGCGGAGCCUACGGAGCCUCCGUUGAGGUUCGACACCCUGCUGCCGGGACGAUGGUUGGCAUCUUGCCGAAGGCGCAGAUGGAUCCAGAGAAGCAGCUGGUCGUGGAUGGGAAGAUCCAGGUGCGAGUCUGGGAUGUUACGGACGACCGCCUCUUCCUCUCCAUGCAAGAGAAGGUGAAGGAAAUGCCGAAGGAGUUCCUGGCCUUGGUAGAGGACGAGCUCGGGAGCGCUUCCGCCGUGGAGCUGCUGGAAGAAGGUCAGAAGGUCGACGUUCGCGUGACGGACGCUGGCAAGGAGGGUUUGAAGCUUGCCCUGUGCACAUGA
Molecule: messenger RNA, 1140 nt
Organism: Symbiodinium necroappetens
Lineage: Eukaryota; Dinophyceae; Suessiales; Symbiodiniaceae
Source: the annotation of a GenBank genome assembly